This is a messenger RNA of Mercenaria mercenaria, 1940 nucleotides long. RefSeq lists its product as uncharacterized. Lineage: Eukaryota; Metazoa; Mollusca; Bivalvia; Venerida; Veneridae. The record is from RefSeq and is a predicted model, not a curated record. The transcript has 5 exons. The coding region runs from base 110 to 616 and encodes 168 amino acids.
UGGAAACUAUAAUACAUGGUCAAGUUGGUCCAUUUGUACACUUACGUGUGGGUCUGGGAUUCAAACCCGUGCACGAGUUUGUAACAACCCAACACCUGUACACGGGGGAAUGGAUUGUAUAGGAGAAGAUACGGAAAUGCAGUCAUGUAACAAUGAAGUCUGUCCAGUCAUACCUUACGGACAAGGAUGUAAACUCAACAGCGACAAGUGUGAGGGUGAAAAUAUAGAGUGUUCUCGUGGGAAAUGUCGCUGUACAGCACAUCAUUAUCAUGAUGGGGAUACAUGUAUUUCUAAAACAAGCAUUUACCCUUCGACCGACAGAGUUACAAUUAUUGUAGGAAGCGUUUCUGGUGUCAUAAUAAUCAUCUUGGCAGUUUUCGCCAUCUUCAUUACAGUGUUAUACAGACGGAAAGCCAAUAAAGAGUUGACACGUAAUGAAAGACCAUCAAAUCCAGUUUAUUACAACACGGAUACCUCCGAAUUUAAAGUUAUAUCAACGGCUGUCGUAAAAAAAAACGUCUCCAGGGAAGGCAGCACUAAUGAAAGUCAGUACACUAGCUUGGAUAGCGACCUCAAGGACACAGGUUCACCAUAUGAUGUUAUUAAAGUUAAUUAAGACGAAAUUGAACUUUGACAUGUUGUUAGACACUAAACUAUGGAAGCACAAAACGCAACCAUGCAAAGCGAAGCCAUAUAAUUUUGAUUAUAAACUGAUUAAAAAUUUGCAUUGAGACUUGGCGUGCCUCUUUAGAAAACAGAAAGCAAAAACGGAGUAAUUAGCGUUUUGUUGAAAAAGGCACAUUUUAUCAUGUAAUGUCUGAGGCGAGCGUAGAUCUAAUAACAUUAUUACUUUAUUUUUUCAAUGCAACAGCUAUUUUGAUAAUAAUAUAUAUUGCGAUUUUAGACGAUGCUAGGGGCAAUAUUUCAUUAUAUCUCAAGAACAAACCCGGUCUGACUGGGCUUGUACAAAAACCUGGAGUGGAGUGAAAUGGAGCUGAAUCAUAGAGUAUGGUCUUGGGGUAGAAUUUGGGAGUGGAGGUAUGGAGAGAGAACAAUUGACUUUUAAAUGCAAACAUAUCUUUAAAAAAAUAUUUUAAAAAGUUGGAUUACAGUAUAUUUCAACAAAUACAUGUGUCAGUCUAAGGAAAAUGAACACAUUUGCUUUUUAUGACGUCUGAAGACAAUAAGGAGGGGUUUUAGAGCAUUUACCAGGUUAAUGAUUCCUGUUGUCGAUAUAGUUUGUUUGUGUGUUUGUUUGUUUUGGGUUGAACGCCGUUUUUCAACAGUAUUUCAGUUAUGUAACCGCAGGCAGUUAACCUAACCAGUGUUUCUGGAUUCUGUACCAGUACAAACCUGUUCUUUGCAAGUAACUGCAAACUAACCAACAUGAAUCAGAGGUGAAGGACGAAUGAUUUCAGACAAAAUGUCUGUUAUCAAAUCGUCACGGAGAACAUACACCUCGUCCGGGGAUCGAACUCCCGACCCCGCGAUCCAUAGAUCUACGCUCUCCCUACUGAGCUAAGCGGGCGGGUUAUGUCGAUAGAACAGUUUAAUUGGAUGGCAGAUGUAUGAUCUAAUAUGUCAACAAUACACAUGAUUUUAUCAUCCCGGAACAUUAAUUACUCUCUAGAGGUCACUUAUAACACUACUGAUUUUUGGUAUUUAGAACCAUAUAUUUUGCCGUACUUUUUACGUACCAUUAACCAUGUGUACAUAUUUUCGCUUUAAUCUACCCAUACAGUAUUAUAGUUAAAAUUCCCUGUUUUCCUAAAUAAUAUCAAUCUAUGUUGAUCCUGUUUUAUCCUAAGAAAUAUUAGUGUUUGAAAUUUAAUAACCCACACUCAAGUUACUACUCUAAGACUCCACUCAAAAAUUUAACAUCAGCACUCCACUCCAGGAUUCCAAUCCACGACCCCACUCCAACAUUCCACUCCAGAUUA